Messenger RNA from Symbiodinium necroappetens, 1908 nucleotides. NCBI's taxonomy places the organism in Eukaryota, Dinophyceae, Suessiales, Symbiodiniaceae. The record is from the annotation of a GenBank genome assembly.
AUGGAGGAGCUCCCGUCCUCCGGCUCUGGCGUGCUGAAGUACGACCCAAAGGUCGCAGAGGAGCGUCUGUCAUCCUCCCAAGACUAUGUCGCAUCGGCUCCGUUAUUUUGGUUAAACGUGGGUUGGGAAGCGCAGCCCAAUUUACCGAAAUAUAAGAGCCGCAUCAACGACCUUCAAGCUCAUUUCUUCACGAAGCCCGGUUACCUCAAAACCGAAGUGCGCGUCGUGCUUCCAAGCAGCAGCUGCAGGCCUCACGAGAUGAAGGGCAACCUCCUUGCGUACGACCCGCCGGAGAUGAGAGACAGCCUGAGGCAGGCUGUCGCUCAAGCAAUCGAGUCAGGCGCCGACGACUCCACGCUGGAAGGAUGGCGGGACGUUCUUUUGUCUGUGCCAAUGCGGUUCACGGUCGUGGAGUCCGACCAGGAGCACAAGAUCGACCUGAUGAUGAAGACCCUGGUGCAGGAAAGGGAGGACAUCGGCGUCUUGUUCGACAAUCUUCGCGUGAGUGCUUUGAUGCGAACCUUCGAAGUCAUUGACAUGAAGGCCCAGCUGGAGAAGGAUGGGGGAGAGCGCCAAACGAACAAAUCACUGGCAGCCUACUACAAGACGCUUCGAUACUGCAAGAGGAGUGAGAAGGUGAGCCAGACUUUUGUCGAGAUAAGCCUCAGCUUGCACAAAAACGCCCUCUGCUACGAGAAGGUUCGGAACAUCUGCCUCAGGUUCGACGAGAUGGGCCUCGACAACCCCAUCGACUCCGUCUACAAGCUCAGGGAGAUCAUGACCAAGUCUGACAAGUCUCGGAACAACAUGGAGUGGGCAUUCUCCAUGACAUGGGACUGGUUCCACGUCGCAGGCGGCACGCCAGGCAAGAAGAAGGACGCCGGCGAUGCCAUCCCGCUGAGCAUCCUGGAAGGAACCACGGCCAACUGGGGCGGGAAGUCGCUGGUGCAAUUGUUUCUGUUCAAGAGACAGAUCCGAGAUGCGCUUUGGAAGAAGUUGGAGGGCUACUCGUGGUCAACAGCUGUCAAAGAGCGCAUCAAGCAGCUGACAAUCGAUGUGGAGACUUGCCGAGAGCAUCUCGGCGCGAUCGAUGUGGAGGUGAUUGGCUUUCAGGAGCGGGGCAGCUGGCCGGAGUCAGCUGAUGCCUUGCUCUUGGCGAUUGAGUCGGUGGUGUAUGGUUACAAAAAGGAUGAUGCCCUUGUUUCCUGCCUGAAGAACCGCAAGGGCAUCGAGGACACGCUUGCCCAUGCGGACAUCAAGCCCCUCGUGACUUCCAUCGACACGAAGUACGCGAAAGAGCAGGGUGUGCAGGAGGAGUCCGCGGAUGAGGGCGAGGACGAUGCUGUGGCAAAGGAUGGCGACGGUGCGGAGCCGGCACCGCCGCUUCUGGAUUGCAACCGCAGUGCCGCGGAGAUGUUCCUGCAGAACACGGCCAACGCAACCGAGUCAUCGAUGUUGGAGGUUCGCGCCAAGGUCGAGGCGGGCAUGAGACAGGCCGAACGCCGUGUGAAGGGCCUUUGCAGGCUUAUCCACGAGAAGGAGAACAGCGGAGACAUCGAGGCUGACAUGAAGGAUGCGGCAGCUCUGUUGACUGCAGGAGCCCCCAAGAAGUAUGCGGUGAUAACUGUGGACGCAAAGUUGCUUUGCGAGAAUGGCAGAUAUCGGUUACCACCCACACGACAGUUCCAGUUGACGAGACUUCUCGAAGCCGUCUACGGUGCGAAGGGCUCUACGUGGGCUGAGGGAGAUUGCAUCCUGGGGCUCGAUGGAGGAAAAUCCGACUUUGAAGACAAGUUCCUCAAAGCCAUUCCGGACUCCAAGUCCAUGCACAUCACCAAGCAGUACAUCACGUACACGUCAGAGUCCCUGGAGGCCACUUGCAUCACUUUCAAUGUUUUAUGUUCUUGA